AUGCUUUUGGAAUGUAUUUUUAUUUGCCGCCAUAAGCUCUUUUUAAAACGGGUACCGGUUAGUUUAAUUAUUGCAUUAAAUUGGGUUAGCUCCAUAAAAAACCCGACAAUAUCGUUUUUGUAUUUAAAAUUAUCCAAUUUAAUGGAAUCCGCCCGUACCAAAUAUUACCAAUCCUUAAAUUCCGUUUUUUUUCCGUUAAAAACGGGGGGUAACUUAAGUAAAACGGAAUUAACUAUAAAAAUUGUUCCGUACCGGCGAAAAGGGUCCUUGCUUACCGAGGAUAAGCCCGUUCUAAUUAAAAGCCCGCCCAUUGCUCAACGGUUUCGAUAA
This is a messenger RNA of Gaeumannomyces tritici R3-111a-1, 330 nucleotides long. RefSeq lists its product as hypothetical. The transcript is spliced from 5 exons. The record is from RefSeq and is a predicted model, not a curated record. Lineage: Eukaryota; Fungi; Ascomycota; Sordariomycetes; Magnaporthales; Magnaporthaceae. Bases 1 to 330 code for a protein of 109 amino acids.